ACCACGACGGUCCGAGUGGCUGAGCUUGGAUGAGGCCGGUGCAGUAUGUACAGCGUAGAAGACCUCCUGAUCUCUCAUGGAUACAAACUGUCCAGGAAUGUCCCAGCACCAAAGGAGAGCUACGAGGGGCGCCAGCAAGCACGAUCGAGAGCACGAGCUGGCCCUGCACUGCUGAAUGGCUGUGAGGAUCGCCCCAAAGCCUCACCACAGAGUAAGAAAGCACUGGGGAAAGGGCGUGUGAGUGAGACUGAAAAGAACAGCCGCAUUCUGAGAGUCCACGGAGAGCCCCAGGGCGCGUCUGCUUCUAGAACUUCUGAGGCAGGGUUUUAUAGUCAACCUGUGCUCGUGUGGACCUCUCAGCCCCAGACCGGUCACGAGCAAGUCUACUGGAGAAAAAGAGGCCCGGAGGUCCAUGGUGUGCUGGGUCCUCAGGAGCUUGAAGACGUGGAGAUCAGAAAGAUGGCUCAGGCCCACAGUCUGCCUGUGCACAUGCGGGAGGGCCCCUGGGAAGUUGGAGGAAGGAUAGAGAAUGUGAUGAAGAAGGCAGUUUGGGAAGAUGAACUGAGAAUGGCGGGUCCUGCCAAAUGGAGGGAUAUAAGUCUCGAAAGCUGGAACCAGCCAAGGAAAUUAGGAAGGCAUAUGUCAGAUGGUGAUGGGGAGAAACUGUUUCAAGAUCUGUAUCCAUUUGUGCAAGGAGAUCAAGUGCUCACGUCCCAAAGCAAAGGGAAAUCCCAGUCAUUACCUAGAGUUCUUGUCCCUGAGAGCAUGAGUUGCAUGGAAAUUCCCAUCCCAUUAAACGAUGCACAUUUACCGGGUGUUCCUAAAAUGCCGUUUUACCCUCCAAAUUGUGCGCCACAUUUGGAGUCCACAAGGAACCUGGAAAAGGAUGGCUCUUCCGCUCCUUUCCCUCGGCCUAAGUUCGGGCGACCUCUCAAGCCACCUCCUUAUGACGCCCACCAGCACUCCAGGGGGCCUGUGGAGAAUAGUGACUCUCUGGACAGUCUGCAGACAGACCCGUGUGCUUCUUACAUGACCAAAAGCAGCGACCCCAGGCAGGAGCUCUUCAUGUCCGACUAUGGUUUGGAGCCUCCCAUGUAUGUGCCUCCACCAUCAUACAGGUCACCGCCCCAGCCCAUCACAAACCCCUACUUGGAGGAGGCCACACCCAGGCUGGUGAGUGGUGGCCGCGGUCAACAGCAGCAUCCAAUGGUGAAGGCCAGUGCCAGUAAUCAGCUUCCUGCUGUUUCCCUCAGAACUGGGAAUGAAUAUGGCGUAGCCCCACGCUCUCCUCAUGGGGUCCCUCCACAGCCUCGACCCCCCACUGCAUAUGAUGGCUCUGUUCUGUAUAUCCCCUUUGAUGAUCCACGGAUCCGACAUAUCAAACUAGCUCAGCCCCAGGGUUUCUGUGAGGAAACAAAGCUGGAUGAUAAGCUGUACGACUCUGGUCCUGUCACUCCCUCAGAGCCAGCUCCUGGGAGCCUGCACCCCUAUGGUGCUGUUUUGAACCCACAAAGCCGGGGAGCCCCAUCAGGCAGCAAGAGAGGCCCCACCUCUGACCCCAGCUCCCAGUGGCUGUGGAGCCAGGUCCCCAGGGGCGGAGAAAAUGGUGGCUUUCCUGACCAAAGAGAUUCUUUUGGUGUCACGAGAGGACAGUGGCCUGACAUGAGAGGCAGCCAGCAUGGUCAGGUGGGGGGCCAGGCCGCCUCCCUGCACCCCCAGUCCGCGAGUACCUGUGAAACGCGAACCAAGCUCAAAAAGUUUGAAACUGGGCUUCAGACCAAGAAAAGUUCAAAGAAAAAAACGAACGAGACAAUAUUUUGCUUGGUUUCCAUCCCAGUUAAAUCAGAGUCCCAUCUGCCAGAGAUAGAUACGAACAACAAUGACUUAAAGCAGAGUGCUGAUGAAAAGAAUGGGCUUGAUAAGAGCAGGGCUCUGCAGGAGCACAGUCUGUUGAGCAUGUCUUCCACUGACCUGGAGCUGCAAGCCCUCACAGGAAGCAUGGGUGGGGUAACAGAGUUCCAAAAACAAGGUCUGGGGGAACCAGAAGAAGACAAACAAACAAAUGACCUCAGUUCCAUUCACCCGACACAACACAGAGAACUCAAGUAUUCUGGCUCCUGGCCAGAGCACCAGUACAGGGACCAGCAAACACAGACCAGUUUCAGCGAAGGUUCCAAAACUUCACAACCCCUUCCAGGGGCAAAGCUGGGAGGCUCACCUAAUACAGUGCUGGCUGCCAAAUUUUUGGAUCCUGCUGCCUCUGAAGCCCAAAUGAUGCACCUGGCAUUGGCUUCCAGCGACCCAAAACAGAGGCCAAAUAUUCAUCACCUAAAAGGCCAAAUGUCCCUCAACCUGUCCAGCAACAGUGCUUUCUCACGGACUCCCUCAUCCAUAAAUCAUGCACCUGUGUCUAAAUCCAGCCAGAGUCAACCCUGUGUGGAUGGCCGUGGGCCCAGAGCCAGCCCCGGGCCCAAGGAUGAGGUGGUGAAGGGGGAACCCACAGGCCCAUGCAACAGUAAACAGCUGUUUGGUCAGUUUCUCUUGAAGCCAGUUAGCCGUCGUCCCUGGGAUCUAAUAAGCCAGUUAGAAAGUUUUAACAAGGAACUUCAGGAAGAAGAAGAGAGUGGUGAUAGCAGCAGUGUCAGCAGCGACGAGGACAGUGAAACAGAAGGGCUGCAAGAAGGCCAUGUUCAUCCGAUCCCCAGGAAUUUGGGCUUCAUUGAAAACAGCCAGGAGACCAGAGCUGAGGAGCUACCAAGGAUGCUGGUGCUAGAGGAACCUGCGUGCAGAUCAGAAAGAAUUAAGAGUAAAUCUGAGAGCUGGAGUGAGGAGCAGAAGCCUGGCCACCCGCCCUCCUGUCAUCAACCCCCGGGCCCCUGGCAGAUGGGAAGCAGCAGAGGUGAAUCAUUGCUGUUAGCAGCUGGAAACUUGAUUACAGAGAAGGGAAAGGAGGUUGAGAAGAGAAUAAACCAGCUAGCAGUCAGCCCAGGUCCUGUGAAAAGAAUGACCUCUUCUAGAUUAAGUGACACCAGACCAGUCCCUCAGUUUGAUCCCGCUGAGCUGAGGGAGUCGCGGGAGCAGCAGAACGCCCCUGGAACACUAACUUCUGUGGAGCCGAGCAAAGCCCUCCCUCUGGAAGCUGAUAGUGGCGGGGCGAGGGCCACGGUGGUGGCCGCCCCUCUCUCUCUCGCUGACAAACCCCGAGGACUUUCAGCUCCAGACUUGAGGUCUGUGGGUCUGACCCCAGAAGAAGAACAGAGUGCCGCGAGGCUAGACGGGCCUCUGGGUGGGGCGAGCGCGGUGGAAAUCCCCCCAAAUGAGUCCCUUCAAGCAAGGGCUGCGAGGAUCCUGGGCAUCGAGGUGGCCGUGGAGUCCCUGCUUCCUGGCGCCAGGAGGCAGGGACAGAUGAUGUAUUCUGAGCCUGAAGAAAGUGCUGGAAGGCUGGAGUCUCCCAGCGAGGAGCCAGUGUCCACUCCAGUCCAGUUGGAUGACCCCACGGUGUCCACUGAUGCCUUUUACGGAAGAAGAAAGUGUGGCUGGACUGAAAGCCCUCUCUUUGUUGGGGAACGGGACAGUGCGAGACGGGCUCCCCAGGUGUCUAAGCACCCAGGUGUGGAUGGGGCCGGCCCCAGUAGGGUGUCGGACCUUGACUCUCAGCCCAAACCCCGAGAGCCCCAGUCCUUUAAUCACGAAGAUGCAGGGACAAAGCCACCAUUCAGGUCCACUUUGUUCCAUUUUAUAGAGAGGACCCCAAGCAUGACAGGUUCAGAAAAGAAGUUCAGGAGUACUUCCAAAGUGAUUGAAAGUUUACAAGAGAAACUGGCAUCCCCCCCUAGGAGAGCGGCCCCUGACCGUUUGAUGAGGAUGAAAGAGAUAAACUCUGUGUCCCGGAUGAGGCUCCUGAGCUCCUGGAGCACCGACUCCACAGAGGAGCCCGAGGAACUGAAGGCAGAGAGGCUGCAGCCCGGAGGCCUGGUGUCUCUGAGCUCCGGGGGCCUCACCUGGAAGGUGGGGCACUCACCGCCCCUCUCCAAGGGCACCCUCUCACUGGAAGAAAAUGGACAUCUAGGAGCACAGAGGGAGAAGAAUGCUGAGCAGGACUUCUGGUGCCCAGCAGAUUCCUAUGACCCUAGCAGAGUGGAGAGGGUGUGACAGAUGAGAUGUCUGAGAAGCGUGGACCACUGCUGGCUCAUGGAGUGUCUUGAGUCUGUCAGCCCGGCAUGCCUGUGUGGGAGGCAGAAAGUGCUGGUCGCUAGUGCACUGUUCCACCCUUUGCCUCUGCCACCAGGAAUCUCAUCAUCCCUCCAGAGUCCCUUGUGGAAAUAAUGCUGUAGUCCCUUGACACCAUCUGGUUUUAUAGCACGAGGAGCAACCCCGAUGUAGAAGAGUCACACAGACUGCCCCAAAGGAUGGGGUUAAGCCAGCUGGUAAAUAUUUUGUGCCAGCCUGGUUCUAUGGCAAAACUUAAACAUGGACAAUGGAGUGAAUAAUUUUGAAAGGCCUGUGGAUGUCAUCAGUUUCCUUAGCAUCUCCAUGGCCUGCUCUCCACACUCGGGUGAAGGAGUUUGGAACGUGCACCACCGCCUUGUGUUUCAGCACUUUGAGUUUAGGGGAAAUGUGAAGGAAUAUGUAUGGUCCAAUCAAAUCAAGUUGAUGUGCAGCUGCCAGAGUAAAUUUACCUAUAAGUCAUCUUCCAUCGGAGAAUAAAAGCAAUGUCUUUUGCCCAAAAGCUGAACAGUUGUACUAUAAUAUCUAAGAGUCUUAUUUAUCUGGCAGUGAAAUACUUUGUUUGCAAACAUGCCAUUGUCUGCUUUGCACUCAGUAUUAGCUAUUUUAAUUUUCUGUAUGGAUGGUUAGAAAGUCUUUAUAUGAGAAAUGAUUGCUGGUUUAAAAUAGACCAUUUUAACAAAGUAUAUUUCUUUUUACAAAAAUAGUAUUUUUCUAUGAUGUAAACAAUUGUUAGGUGGCAAAUUUUUAAGGAAGUAUUAUUUUAUUUAAGAGUGUGUAUUCCCUUUGUGUGAGAAAUCUGAAGAGGGUUCAUAUUUGCUUUAGAGCAUAUAUAUAUAUAUAUAUAUAUAUCCCUUUACUGAUUCAGAACUCUGCUACUUUUAUCUUCAAAUGCAAUGUCAAUAUAGUCAUAUUAACAGGGUUAAUAAAAAUGAACAUUUCAUAGUUUUUUUUUUUUUUUAACAAAUGUAUCUGUAAGGUUAUAUUUGAAAAUAACCCUCUCAAAGCUAGUCAGGACCUUACCAGAAUUUUUGCCGCCAUAUCCACUAGAAUUACCAAAAAUACCAUGGUUUUAUCUCUGUAUGUCUAUGGGGAUCUGCCCUGGCAUAGUACCUUAAAAGAAGGUUUGGUCUUGUCCCCCAUCCCCUUAAAAGAAAUAUGUAUUUUUAUCUAGAGUGAUCGUUAACUCGUCUCUGCAUAAUUUUAAAGUGCUAGAGACAUUAUAUAUAUGGCAUUUGCAAAAGAAUUAUGAGGUCUACGUAUUCUGCGUUUACUAUUGCAUCGACCUGAACACAGUUUGUAUUUUUUAAUGCAUUUGUCCCACUUUUUCAGUAAGGC
Molecule: messenger RNA, 5565 nt
Organism: Condylura cristata (star-nosed mole)
Lineage: Eukaryota; Metazoa; Chordata; Mammalia; Eulipotyphla; Talpidae
Gene: JCAD
Product: KIAA1462 ortholog
Exons: 3
Coding region: 46-4152 (1368 amino acids)
Biological process (GO): positive regulation of blood vessel endothelial cell proliferation involved in sprouting angiogenesis
Cellular component (GO): adherens junction; ruffle membrane
Source: RefSeq, a predicted model, not a curated record